AUGCCGUCAUUCGUGCUGUCGCGGGGUAGCUUUAUCCUCUUGGUGGCCGUCGUCUGUCUGGCCUACCUGCCUGGCAAGGUCGCCGCUUUUGGCGCAGGAAAUAUCCCUUCCAUUGCGCAGGUCGAGGGCUUCAACUGGCGACAUGGAGAUAUCGAGGACAUGCUUACGAGCCUUGCAUUUUUGCAUGGUAAGAAAUGGAGUUCCAUGAACGUGAAGCGUGUGUACUUUGGCAACUGGCUGCGCGAUUAUUCCCAGGCUGUCGAUGUUGGCAGUCUCAAGGGAGUCAACGGUGCCACCAUUCGCAUUCUUGUUUGGGUUCUUUCUUUCAUGGCCCACGGAUAUGCCACCGAUGAGUUCGAAGUCACCGAAGAACGUCUGGGCUGCUACCGACCCGAAGAGCACAUUGACAACCCUCUUGGCUAUGCCGAAGGCGUUGAUGCUCGUACGCUCGACCCGCGCCUCAGAGGCCCUGUUCGGCCUGUCGAAACCGAAAUUGACAUGGAGACUGGCAUGAAGAACUAUAUCAAGAACGAGAAGGGUGACUGGGCGACGAGCGCUGGCUACUUGCGAUUCAGCAUCGCUCGUUGCAUCCAUUUCGGUCGUAUCUAUACCAAUGGCGACAAGGGCAAAGGACAGGACGAGAACCUCUGCGAAGCUCUCCGAUGCCUCGGCCAGGCGUUGCAUUGCUUGGAAGACUAUAGUGCUCACAGUAACUACUGCGAGCUUGCACUCCGAGAAUUGGGACACAACAGUGUGUUCUCUCAUUGUGGCACCCAAACUGAGAUCAACGUUCGCGGCAAGAGAAUCUUUCCUAUCGUGACCGGAACAUUUGGUGGUGUGGAUUUCCUCCACUCCGUCAUUGGAGAGGCCAAUGAUCAUUUCACUCAGUCCGAAGUCGACGAGGUCGACAUUGCUCUGAAGAACGCUGAGGCUGCCAGAAGCGGUGGUGGUGGCUCGACUGAUCGUGGUUUUCUCGGUAUUUCUGCGCCAACCGAUUUCAUCUCUUUGGUCUCGAAGCUUCCUGGCGAAGGGGACAGUUUUGCUUCCCAGGCCAGAGAACUCCAAGCCAUGUCUGAGGCACAGGAACAGCGAAACCAAUCAAUGGACCGAGGGGUGGAUCGUACCAGAGCGGAAGGAAAUACCAACAUCGUUCCGGGCAUGAGCCCCGACUUUGACCCUGUCAAGACUGCUAGGCAGAUUUACCCGAUUCUUCAGUUCAGAGACAGAAUUGUCAAGACGAUCAGCCGAGGCAUCGCCAAGAUCCCCGGCCUUGAGAAGCUGCUUGAGCACAUCAGCGAAACUCUUACUGCUUUUGUUCUUGGACUUCUGGCGCCCUUUAUUCGUCCAAUCAUCAACCAAGUUUCCAAGGUCCUCAAAGACGGCUCUUCGGGCAUCAUCUCAGCUAGCUCCAAGUCUCAGCUGGAGCCCUGGGACAAUCCUCAAUGCUCUGACCCUACCCACUCUAUGCUGUCCAAGGAUCAUUUCACAAACGUCCUCAACUCUUGCGCUGGUCGCGUCGCUGCAACCUGUCUGCAGUAUUCUGUUCCCCGCAUUCUUUUCGCCUGGGAAAAUAUUAAUGUGCCCACCGAUGAAGUCACCAAUGACAUCCUUCGCGCUUUGCAUCAUCCAUCUCUUCGGGAUGAAAGUAUUGAGAUUCAGCGAGACAUGUUCAAGACUGUUCGAAAGUGGGCUGACGAACAUCCGCGCCGCCAUGAGCUUGAUCGCCUCCUGUCUUCCGAAUCUGUCAAAGCUGGAAAGAAUCAUAUUCUGAACCAAUCCGGCGGAAGUGGAAAGCGUGAUAUCCACUCCUGUGGGGGUGAUUUGGAUGCAGCACACCGAGGCCAUGGCAAGGUUGCCGGCUCGCUCUGGUCUGAAAUUCAGACCCGAGACUUGGCUUCUAUUCAAGGAAGCGAUGGAAACGCGAGCGAGAACUACCUGUCGCACUCGCCUGCGCCGUCCACGAGCCGCCCACCUCCAUCAGACGGAUACAACUACAGCCAGCCAACAUCUGGGCCUUCCGUGGGAUAUAACCAGCCACCUCCUAACCCAGGACAGUACUACUCUGGGUAUAGCCAGGGACCGCCCCCUCCUCAGCAAGGCGGCUAUGGUGGAGGAUAUGGCGGCCCUCCUCCUCAAGGCCCUCCUGCAGGUCAAUGGGGUGGUCAAGCGCCACCCGCUCCCCAGGGUUAUGGUGGUCCUGGCUAUGGUGGCGGCGGUUAUGCGCCUGGUCCUGGCGGUCCUCCCGGGCCUAGCUACGGCGGCCCUCCGCAGCAGCAGCAGCAGCAGUACCCGCCAUACGGGCAGCAGCAGCCUCCUCCCGGCCAAGGUUCCUGGAACCAGUAUCCUGGUCAAGGACCUCGUUACUAA
Molecule: messenger RNA, 2367 nt
Organism: Cordyceps militaris CM01
Lineage: Eukaryota; Fungi; Ascomycota; Sordariomycetes; Hypocreales; Cordycipitaceae
Product: HET-C domain protein HetC
Exons: 5
Coding region: 1-2367 (788 amino acids)
Source: RefSeq, a predicted model, not a curated record